AUGUCAGUAUCCCCUCCGGUCUCACCGAUCUGGCAGCCUGGAAGCUUUCACGAACGGCAAGACUCCGUCUCCCUAGAUGAGAUCAGCCAUGAGAGCCUAAAGGAUGGAAGUCACUGGUCUACCAUUGACACAAGCUAUGCUCCAUACUCGAGCAGAGCUCCCUUACAGCAUGAUCAGUCAUCAAGUUCUGCUGACCGACCCUCUUAUGCCUCGACUCCAGAUCCAAACGAGCUCAACCCACAAGCACCACACAGAUCCACCUGGAUCCGAUGCCUCAAAGACUGGAGCGUUGAACUCCUCUGCCUGCUUCUUGCAACCUCUACUCUCACCCUGACGAACACUAUUCUCUUCCUCCUCGAUAACAAACCCCUUUCCUCCUGGCGACUCUCCAUCUCCCUCAACGCCGUCAUCUCAGCUCUGGUGGUUGCCACAAAAGCAGCUCUGAUAUACACCACCGCCUGUUGCAUCGGCCAACUGAAAUGGCAGCAUUUCCAACACUCCUUGCGCAGACGCUAUCUCUAUGAUCUGAAGACCUUUGACGAGGCUAGCAAAGGACCUUUGGGUGCUUUAAAGCUUGUGUGCAGGUUACGAAACACCUCUUGGGCAGCGUGCUUAGGCGGUACCAUUGUGGCAGCCGCAGUAUUCGUGGAGGUAUUCGGACAGCAGGUUUUGAGGUUUGAGAACAGAAGAGUAGAGGUUGAGGGCGCAGUAGCCAGGUUUGCGAGUACACAGCAUCUGGCAGCACAGGAUGGAUGGUAUCUGGAUUAUACGAUGAUGAGUGAGUUGCAGAAGGUGAUGCUUACUGCUAUCUUCAGGGGUGAAGCUACACCAGGGUUUGAGUGUGAGACUGCAGAGUGUACUUGGCCUGCUUCUGCUACUCUGGGGAUCUGUUCGAGCUGUGUGGAUGUCACUGAUAUCAGUAAGGGAAGCUGCGAGGGGGAUGCAAAGAGCUUGGACUGCUUAUUCGAUGUGCCCGGCUUUGGAGAGUUGGGAGGAACAGCACAACCUGGUGGUCCCAUGCCACUUAUCAAUACUACGACGAUUGAUGGUGUAUACGAUGUCACACCAAGCUUCUACAAUUUCUCAACAUUGGUGGUUGCAAACAGCACCGACUGGACAGCAAAACUGACUGCAUGCGAAUUGAGUUGGUGUGCCUGGACCUACGCCAACGCUUCUUCUCACGGAACUGCCCUCGAUCUCGGAGCACCCCAACAGUACCCUCUAGUCUUCACAGGAACCUGGGACAAGACAAACGCAACCUCAAAUCUCGAUGACACACAAAGCAUCUGCGUCGCUACAGGCAACUACCCAGCUGCCCUCAACAACACAUUCACCAUCAGCCAAAGCAAAGAAUACUUUUUGAAGUACGCCGUAAAACUCAUCCUCAAAGCCGGAUAUCAAGGAGCAGACUUUUACACCCAACUCACCUUGGCAACCUCAUCGUUGGAUUACGCAGAUACAACAGCCAUGUCCAGUAACCUGGCAGCCUUCAUGACAAAUGCUUUACGCACACAAGAUGGAAUGCAGUCGAUUGGUAUAGCAUGGCAAUCUGUAACUUUCAUCCAAGUGCGUUGGGCAUGGUUGACUUUACCUGCUGUGCUUGUUGUUGCAGCUGGUGUGUUGCUGCGGAUGACGGUUUUGCAGAGUCAGAGGAAUAACACUGUGCUGUGGAAGACUUCGUUGUUGGCGUUUUUGUUUUGCUCUACGGACGUGUGGAGGACAGACACGAGUGGCGACGGAGAUCAUGCGAGGUCGUUGGAAGCGAUGGAAUUGGCAUCGAAGAACAUGGAAGUCAGGUUGGAGAGAGAUGACCAUGGUCGAUACCGACUUGUUCAGAUCUGA
This is a messenger RNA of Aureobasidium namibiae CBS 147.97, 1842 nucleotides long. RefSeq lists its product as uncharacterized. The transcript has a single exon. The record is from RefSeq and is a predicted model, not a curated record. The coding region runs from base 1 to 1842 and encodes 613 amino acids. Lineage: Eukaryota; Fungi; Ascomycota; Dothideomycetes; Dothideales; Saccotheciaceae.